UCUUCCCUUCUUUUAGCUUUCCGACUUGAAUCCCGUCCCGUACUUCUUAUAGGAGGAGGACCCGUUUCUCAUUCCCGACUUAUCCAUCUCAUUUCAUGUGGUUCACAUAUAACAUUAAUAUCACCAACUAUAACAUCAGAAAUAUCUUCAUUAAUAUCAUCUUCAAAUUCAUCCCCAUUCCCAUCCAAAAUAACAUAUUUAAAACGUUUAUAUAAAGGUGAAUCCGAUGAUAUAAAAGUAAAAGAUUUCUCAAUAGUCUUAACUGCUAUCGAUGAUCCUAUAAUAUCUAAAGAAACGUAUGAAAUGUGUAAAUUUCAUCGUGUACCUAUAAACGUAGCGGACGUUCCUGAUUUAUGUGAUUUUUAUUUCGGUGCACAAUUUAAAAAAGGUUUAAUACAAGUGAUGGUCAGUACUUCUGGAAAAGGACCAAGAGUAGGAGCUAUGAUUAGAGAUAUAAUAGAGGAUUGUUUACCUGAAGAAUUAGAAUCGAGUGUUGAAGGUGUUGGAAUUUUGAGAAAAGAAUUAAGGGAGAAAGUACCUGGUAUCGGUGGUGAUAAAUCAAAGAAAAGAAUGGAAUGGAUGAAAAGUAUUUGUGAUGCUUGGGGUUUAGAUAAUUUGAAAUUGUUUAAAGAAGAAAAGAUAAGAGAAUGGGUUUUUAUCAAUGGUUGGGAAAAAGAUAGAGUUGUUAGACCUGAUCAAAUUCCUUGGAAUGAAAUGCCUGAGGAAAUUAGGAAUCAAUAUCGGAAAGGAAUGAAGAAAGAUAAAAGGGUAGGUAAGUUAGAUGUAGGAGGAACGGAAAUGUUUUUUGGAUUAUUAGGUUGGGUGUUGGGUACAGCUUUGGGAGCGUUGUUCAUGUUGGGAUUAGCAAUGUUGAUCAGUUGGUACAUGUCUCAUAAAAGUUAA
Molecule: messenger RNA, 903 nt
Organism: Tremella mesenterica DSM 1558
Lineage: Eukaryota; Fungi; Basidiomycota; Tremellomycetes; Tremellales; Tremellaceae
Exons: 1
Biological process (GO): siroheme biosynthetic process
Molecular function (GO): precorrin-2 dehydrogenase activity; protoporphyrin ferrochelatase activity
Source: RefSeq, a predicted model, not a curated record